Pseudo-nitzschia multistriata is the source of this 1505-nucleotide messenger RNA. Lineage: Eukaryota; Bacillariophyta; Bacillariophyceae; Bacillariales; Bacillariaceae. The record is from the annotation of a GenBank genome assembly.
GUGUCUGUUUUUGUCGUAGGAAUGAUCCCACUCGGAAAUACCGGUACAUUUAAAUGUGGUGAAGAAUAUAGGGAUGUGGUGAGAGGUCUCAAGAGAGCACCCCUGGACGUGGCACCCUUCGCUCCCGAAACAGUAGGAACCGUAGAAAAACCAAAACCGCAGAAAGAAGAAGCCGGAAGAGUAACGGAUGGAGGCACGGCGUGUAACAUAAUCGAUGUAGGCUUUAGGAACGAAGCUGGAUGCCCUCUGAGUGUAUACUGGGCAAAUAAGCUUGUGGAUGUCCCAGAACACGGAUUUAGUUGCCAUGAAAAGUACCACUUUCAUAUGGGACUAAAAGAUGCUCCACAAGGUAUGUUAAGUGUCAAAGUAGUUGGCUCCAGCGUCACGAGAAAGUGAACAUUUUUCCAGUCAACAUACACCCUUGCUAAUUACUGCGGGUCUUUUUUUUUGCCACAGAUUUUAUGUUUGACUGGGCUAGCAAGACCAAGUAUGAAGGCUCGAUCAUUGGCCACACAUUCGUCGCCCGCUUGGCGAGUGACCCAUCCGUGGUCGUAGAUACUUACACUUUAGAGCCCACUCAAAUCAUCGACUGUCCAACAACAAAGAAGCAGCAACUGAUGACGGCGUCAUCAGAUAACGUGGACGAGCGCGAACUCGAAUCGGUAGAAGAAACGACAGACGAAGAUGAGUUGGUCAACAUCCCGGAUAAUCUGGUCGACGCAGAAGAAAAUUUGAUGGCAGGCGCGGGCGGAAGUUCGUCGCGAGCGGUCGGCGAUCCAUCUUGUCCUUCUCGGUAACUGGGCUUGAUAUGUUUUCAUGUCAGAAGCUCUGGCAUUGCAUCUCUUCUUUCCACCCUCUAUCGAUUGGUUCGCAGAGAUAGCAGUGUCCCCCAGAAGUUUGCCGGCCUAAUGGAAAGAUAGAAAUGUCUUCACAGUUCUCGAAUCGAAAUACAAGGACAGGGUGAAGAGGUUUGGAAAACGAAUAUCCCAUUCUUCUUUUUUCUCUGCAUUCUACUUGUUUUCGAACUACAACUUGAGAAACUCAAAUGUCAAGCUAGUAACUUUAGUGUAUUCGGUGUAAUUUUUUACAACAUUCAAUGCAUUCAUCAGAAAUUUGUCAUUGGUGUCAAAUCCACAAGAGUCCUUGUCAAUUUUUUUCAUGCUUUGCCACGCACGGGACAUGUUAGGUCAAUAUGGUUGUUCAAUAGUAGGCAUAAACCCAGCAAAUGAUUUUUUAAAAAUAAGACUGGCUACAUUGAAACAUGGAAUGGGCAGAAAUUAUUUUCCAUGUUAUAUCCAGUUCAAAGACCAACGUGACAAAGAAUGAAGUCUUCUCUGAUUACAAACAGAAAUGACCUCAGGAGCUAGAUUGGGGCAAGAUCUAUUAAAAUAUUGAUUAUGAAGAAGUAUUAUGACCACCACAUUCAUUUCCUUUUUUGUUCUUUUUAGUUGCAUGAACAAGAAGUUUGAGUAAUAUUAUAUUUAAAUUAAACUAAAUUCUAAUGU